CUUUUAAUAAUAUUAUUUAAAUGACACGAGGAUACAUUUAAUACUUCAUACAAGUUUGUGAAGCCAAGCUUGAAGGUCUCUCGGUUCGACAUAUUAAAUAAAAUUAAGAUGUUCAAAUUGACAGUAACACUUUUGUGUUUCGCCGCGGCAAUGGCACAAGACUUGGACGCCAUGUUGCUAGACAUCUACGGUCCAGACAUGACUGUUAAUAUGAUCUACAAGAAUUCUGAAGAAGCGAGAGACAUGAAUGCUGAGAUUCCUUCAAAUCCUGAAGAAGAAAGCGUGAAUGUUGAAAUGCCUCCAAAUCCUGAAGAAAGGGUGAAUACUGAGCUGCCUUCAAAUCCUGAAGAAGCGGUAGACGUGGUGAAUCCUGAGGUCCCUUCAAAUCCUGAAGAAGCGGCAGACGUGGUGAAUCCUGAAGUGCCUUCAAAUCCUGAAGAAACGGUAGACGUGGUGAAUACGGAGGUGCCUCAAAUUGCUGAAGAAAGGGUGAAAAGGCAAGCGCCUUCAAAAGAUGAUAAUUCAUGCGACUUAGGAACUACUAAAGGACGCUGUGUACCGUAUUACCUGUGCAAUGGGAAUUUGACUGGCAUCAGCCUUGACCAAGCAAGCUCCUGCCCUGGCACCUUAGACGUCUGUUGUCCACCGAGUGACUAAAAACCGUUUUCGAUUAAUUAGUUAAGUUAAAAUUUAUGAAAAUUGGCGCCGUAUUAAGUUUUGUCCGAGUAUUUUACCUAAAUAACAAAUAUUUAUGAACAUUUUCAAAAUCCCAAAUAUAAUUUGUUUGUCUCAAGUAGAUGAUUUGACCGUGGUCCGCGACCUUUCGUUUAGGAUUUUUAAACUGUAAUCAUGUUUGUUAUUGUGAUUCAUAUAGCAUUUUUAGCAUAACAACUUUACUAAUAAAUAAGUAGGUAAAUCUGUAAGAAAAACCCAUAACGGACUUGAGUCAUUAGAGCUAAGAAUUACGUAAUUUAUUAUUAAUAUUGUGAAUAAAACUUUAUUUUUAUAUAA
Messenger RNA from Ostrinia nubilalis (European corn borer), 1011 nucleotides. Its product is annotated as thioredoxin domain-containing protein 2-like. Lineage: Eukaryota; Metazoa; Arthropoda; Insecta; Lepidoptera; Crambidae. The transcript has 4 exons. Bases 109 to 657 code for a protein of 182 amino acids. The record is from RefSeq and is a predicted model, not a curated record.